UGCAGGGGCCUGUCUGUACACACUCCGUGGACACCCCCGCGUGCCCCGUGAACGAGGCGACAAAAUAAUAUCACGUGAUCCAAAAUGGGCAGUCCUCUGACGGUGCUGAAAAAAGCCAUUUUCUGGCGCUGCUGCAAAAUCUGUCCAAGUCCAAAUAAUUUACCUGGAUCCUGGUUGGGAGGAGAAGGAAACUUUGAUGUCUAAUCAGAUCUGUCCAGAUGGAUAAAAUGCAACCUAACCGGAUUAAAAUCACAGAUCUGAACCCACACCUCACAUGCCCACUGUGCGCCGGUUACUUAGUGGAUGCUACGACCAUCGUUGAGUGUCUGCACUCCUUUUGUAAAACAUGCAUCGUUGCCUUUCUGGAGACUAAUAAGUUCUGUCCACGAUGUGACGUCCAGGUUCACAAGACGUGUCCACAGCUCAGCAUCAGAGCGGACAAAACUCUACAAGAUAUCGUUUAUAAGCUUGUUCCGGGGUUAUUCAAAGAUGAGAUGAAACGGAGGCGGGACUUUUACGCAGAGAACCGUGUACUGGAACCAGGGGAAGUGGUGGAGACAUUUAACAUAGCGGAGGAUGAAAUCAUCAGUCUCUCCAUACAGUUCUAUGAGAGGAACAAAAACAAUGAGAGGCAGCGCUCAGAGAUGGAUGGAGACAAGGCCAAUGGUAAACGUUUCCUGCAGUGCCCUGCAGCCAUGUCUGUCAUGCAUUUAGCAAAGUUCCUCAGGAGCAAGAUGGAUAUACCCAACAACUACCGGGUGGAGGUGUUGUAUGGAGAUGAGCCCCUGAAGGACUACUACACACUAAUGGAUAUUGCCUACUUCUAUGAGUGGAGACGAACUGGACCCAUCCCGUUGCAGUAUUUGGUCAAACCCACUCGGAAGCGUCGAAGGCCAUCCCAGUCGGCCGCCCAGGGCCACUCGGACGGCGUCAACACCAGCCCUACAUCAGAGAGCGACUCACAGAGCGACAAAGUCCACAGUCCUGCCUCAGCAGCCCAGCCGCCCCGGGCCUCGUCACAGUCCAGCCCCGCGUCCCACAACCUCCCCCCCGCCACCCAAAGCUCCAACUGUACCACUGUGCCCAACAAUACUCAGCGACACACUCUGCCCUCCAAACAGGGCGCCAAUGCUCGCAAGGUGACUGUCAAUGGUACGAGCAGCGGGGGCGGGAAAGAGGAAGUGAGGGGCGGCGACAAAAGCGGUUUACCCCCUACGACCUAACACGUGAUCCCAUCCGACAGGGAGGACAGUGUUCAUAUCGCUCCCUCAUUUCUACGGAGCAAAAAGACAAGCUCGAGCCUUCGGAGGACGAACAGGAGGCAGAUCUGUUCUCAUCUUUCAGCAGGAGAGACUGAAAAGUGCAGCCAAAUAGACACUUGCGUAUGUGUGUGUGUGCGUGUGUGUGUGUUUACGUGCGUUAGACUAGAACAGUGCACACAUACAAACUGUAUAGUAUGUAUCAAAUGUGAGCAUGUGUGCAUACAUAUGUAUAAACUUAUCUUUUAUACAAGAUAUUGUAAUUGUUUUGUAUUGUAUAUGCAGUGGGUCUGUUUCAUUUCUGUAGUUCCAUCUACAUUAAUUUGACUUCUAUAAAACUUGAGACAAAAUGCUGAAUGGCAUUGCAGUGCAAACCACUGCGCAAGUUGGAUGUAAAGAAGAAAAAAAAAAAGCUGCCCUUUGCCUUUGAACAGUCAUGUUAAUAACUGCUGUAUAAGUGUCCCAGUAUAAGCAAACAUUCAUCAGGUUUCGCACGUACAUUGAACUGUCCAUGCACUUUCCUACGGUCACAUUACACAUGCCAAACCAACGAGUAUUUUCCUCCAGAAGAAGCAUUUAUAUUUCCAUACUUCCAAGCACUACCACGCUGAAAGCGGACGUUUGAUGUUUGUCAGCAGACCAUGAACCUUUGUCUCAUGGCAGUCGAGGAACUCAAAAGGGAUUUGAAUAUUUGGCCAUGUACGUAUGUUGUAGUUCCAUAAAGUUCAACAUUCCUUUUGCUUUCUUUUGAAACAUACAAUGAUACUUUUUUAUCAGCCAUAUGUGCAUGUUUUAGGUCAAUAAAAUGUUUACUUACUAGUUUUUUUCUGA
This is a messenger RNA of Sphaeramia orbicularis (orbiculate cardinalfish), 2090 nucleotides long. RefSeq names its product polycomb group RING finger protein 2. Gene Ontology annotation, molecular function: promoter-specific chromatin binding; metal ion binding. NCBI's taxonomy places the organism in Eukaryota, Metazoa, Chordata, Actinopteri, Kurtiformes, Apogonidae. The record is from RefSeq and is a predicted model, not a curated record. Gene Ontology annotation, biological process: negative regulation of transcription by RNA polymerase II. The transcript has 9 exons. The coding region runs from base 219 to 1223 and encodes 334 amino acids. Gene Ontology annotation, cellular component: PRC1 complex.